This is a messenger RNA of Folsomia candida, 1567 nucleotides long. RefSeq lists its product as uncharacterized. Bases 415 to 1119 code for a protein of 234 amino acids. The transcript has 5 exons. The record is from RefSeq and is a predicted model, not a curated record. NCBI's taxonomy places the organism in Eukaryota, Metazoa, Arthropoda, Collembola, Entomobryomorpha, Isotomidae.
CAGAAAUGGAGCACCUUAUAAAGAAUGCUAUCAUCACAUCGUCAAAUCGCAUCAUUUCCUUCCCCCAAAAAAUUAUUCCGCAUUUUUCUUGCAACGCGUGCUUCGCCAGAAGCAGUGACGAGGGUUCCGCAGCGUGUGCUCAACAAAGUCUUCUUAAAAAGUUGACCACCAAACCAACAAAGUGUCAGACUUUUAAUGGGCGACAAGUUUUAAUUGAUUUGAAAAUAAUAAUUUGACUUAUUUCUCUGGAAUGGUACCAGUGAUUACAUUAUCGUCUUCUUCCUCCACGCCGACGACGACGACAUUGUGUCUUCUGCGUCGAAUAAAGGAGGAAAGGUUACAGUGAGAAGAGAUCAUCGAAAAUCGAGUUAUCCACCAUCCAGCAUAUUUUUCUCAGGUGGAGAGGAACCCGUUAUGGAUUUCUGUUCUGCGUUGACAUCCCCACAACUGAUCCUACUCACGAUUAUUGGACUAUCUUUUUGGUCCCCGAUGGAGUGUGUAGCACUUCGACUCUUUCGCGGAGCUGUUUCUUCUUCUUCUGGCGGUGCCAAAGCCUAUUUCUCUCAAGAAGAAGAAGAAGAACUUGGCGGUGGGGAUGAUGACGGAGAGCCUGCUUCAUCAAGAACGACAGCCGGGCAAUUCUGGGAACUCGUAUCGUCCUCCUCGGAUAUCAUCCCAGUCCAAAACCGAUCUUCUUCUGACUUACCACCCUCGUCCUCCUCGUCGGUCCAUAUCAGCCUGGAGACACGUCUUCAAAAGCUUGAACAUCACUUCAACACGCUCAAAAUCUACGAUGAAGAUUGCCGACAGCGUUUGUUGUGUAACUUGGCGGAGAACCCUAAAAAAUUCGCCCCUUUGAGCACAGCCCUCUUAGACGAGACCAGCUAUAUCGGAGAUGAAAAAGUUCUGGCAACCGCUCUCCUCUCGACGAAGGAGGGGGCUCGACUUCUCAGCUAUAUCGAAGCCGUGCAAAAGGGAUCCUCCAGGUUCGGCUGUGACGUCUGGACGUAUCGAUGUCCCCUCAGCAUCACCGCCAUGAUUGAUUACAAGGCUCUCCUCGUUUGGAAAGAAUUGUCAAAAUGGCUCACGGUCAAAUUUGUGGCGAGUAAACGGGCCUAAAUUGCAUACGUAAGUGCCGUUAUGUAAAAGAAGAAGAAGCAAAUUAAGGUUAAUUUUCCACACAUUUUUAUUUAUUUAUUGGUACACAUAAUUAAUUAAUUAAUCAGAGUUGCACAAGAUUUUAGAGAAUAUUUAUCAUCAUCAUCAUCAUCUGUAGAUUUCCAUACAAAUAUUUAUUAAGUAUCCCGAUCUGUAUAUAUCCGAUUUAUUUUGAUGCCACAAUGAUAAUCGCUUAAUAACGUGGAUGUGGUGGUGAAAAGUGAGUGGGGGUUGCACAAAACCAGGGGAUAAAUAUAGAUUAAUAACAUGUAGAUUUAUAUAUAUAUGUAUUUACAAGAAUUGCAAUAAUAUUUCAUCAUCAUCAUCACGGACUCAUAAUUUCCCAACAAUACAUGUGUCAUGUCGUCGGAGAAUUGUUAAAAAUAGAAUAAAUCUAGCAACUCACGCG